CUCAUCUCACGGUCGGUGCAGAGUCAGUGGAUGAUGAGGGCAGGGCUGGGGGCGGACCAGGAAGUGGUUACCGUUAUCGCAGUGCAGGCCACCUACAGGCUAUAGGGGGUGUCCAGGAAGUGAGCCGGGCAGGCAAUGCCCGUUUUUGCUGGCUUCGCCAAGAGGUAACGCCUGAGCAGCCCACUCGCUCUUCGUCCUGUUCACUGGUGGUUGGCGCUCGCUCAAGACUUGUGUGGUUCUGUGUGGUGUCUAACCAGAGCAAGGAGUGCCCAUGCCAUUUGCACUGAGGAAGGUUUCCUACAAGUGUGCCUAAUUCGGCAAUAGUCAUGGGACGUUUGAAGCAGUUAGUGCCUUUAUUGUGCCUAUGCAUUGUCCUUGGAGCGACGGCGAUGGACCUACACAUGGCUGAAUUCAGUCAGCGAAGAUCCAGGUCCCUAGACCUGUUGGGCAUAGAAACAAAUCAAUAUCACAAGACUGCAUCAAGAAUGUCCAUACUGGCAAAGUUGACCAAAAAGUAUCCACAGCUUGCACAAAUGUACUCAAUUGGAAAUUCUGUGCAAGGUCGUGAUCUGGUGGUCCUGAAAAUUGGAACAGAUAGUGGAGAGAGAAAGUUGGAAAAACCCAUGUUCAAGUAUGUGGGAAACAUGCAUGGAAAUGAAGGCCUCGGACAUGAGCUGCUGCUCAACCUUGCAGCAUACCUGCUUGUCAAUUAUGGCAAGGAUGACAGAGUUACACAGAUUAUCAACAGCACGGAAAUCCACAUAAUGCCAACUCUGAAUCCAGAUGGCUUUGAAGUUGCAAAGCCAGGGGACUGUGUAGGAAGUGACAAGGAAGCUGGAAGAACAAAUGCAAAUGGCGUGGAUCUCAACAGAAAUUUCCCAGAUCAGUUCCGCACGAGGCCGCUGAACCGGCAGACGAUCACGACCGGCCGCCAGCCGGAGACGAUGGCCGCCAUGACCUGGAUCAUCAACAAGCCGUUCGUGCUGUCUGCCAACCUGCACGGCGGCUCGCUGGUGGCCAGCUACCCGUUCGACGACACGCCCCAGCCGAACGUGCGGCAGUGCUGCGUCGAGAGCAACUCGCCCGACAAGGCGCUCUUCCGCUCGCUGGCCUCCAUCUACGCCGACGGGCACGCGCUCAUGCACCGCGGCGACGACUUCUGCCAUACGGGCGAGCGCUUCGCCGGCGGCAUCACCAACGGCGCCAUGUGGUACGACGUGCCCGGUGGCAUGCAGGACUUUAACUACGUGUUCAGCAACUGCAUGGAGAUUACCAUUGAGCUGAGCUGCUGCAAGAUGCCGGCCGAGUCCCAUCUGGCUACGGAGUGGAAGAACAACAAGGAGGCCCUGCUGAGCUUCAUGGAGGCUGUCCACAUGGGUGUCAAAGGGCUCGUUCUGGACUCCGACGGCAAGCCGAUCCACGGCGCUUACGUCAGCGUCGACAGCAUCGCCUACAACGUGACGACGACGGAGCGCGGCGAGUUCUGGCGACUGCUGCUGCCCGGCCAGUACUCGCUCACCGCCAGCGCCUCCGGCCACCAGUCGAUGCGGGCGUCGGUGGUGGUGACGGAGGGCCAGACGGUGCGGCACGUGUUCCGCCUGCCGCGGCAGAACGGCUCGCCCGCCUCCGUGCCUGAGCAGAUGGCGGCCGCCAUCGCCGGUGGCGAGUUCGUGCCGAAGGUGGGUCCGUCAGCCACGCCGCCGCCGCUGGCCACCACCACCACGGCGGCGCCGGCGCCGGACGCGCGCGCCGGCGGUGACGCCGAGCUGGCGGCGCGGCUAGCGGCCGAGUUCGUCACGCCGCCCGACUGGCAGCACCACAACUACCUGGCCAUGGAGGCGUGGCUGCGCGACCUGGCCGACCGCUUCCCGGCCAUCACGCGCCUGUACUCGGCCGGCCAGAGCGUGCAGGGCCGCGAGCUCUGGGUGCUCGAGAUCUCCGACAACGCCGGCCGCCACGAGCCAGGCGAGCCCGAGUUCAAGUACGUGGGCAACAUGCACGGCGACGAGACGGUGGGCCGCGAGGUGCUGCUGCUGCUCGCGCGCUGGCUCUGCGAGACCUAUCCGGCCAACAACCAGACGCGCCACAUCGUGGACAACAUGCGCGUCCACAUCAUGCCGUCUAUGAACCCGGACGGCUACGAGAUGGCUACGGAACACGGGUCGUUCUCGCAGGAAGGUCGCAACAACGCCCGCAACGUGGACCUGAACCGCAACUUCCCGGACCGACUGGGCGUGUUCGCCGAGAACGGCCGCCAGGAGCCCGAGACGGAGGUGGUGAUGCGCUGGAGCCGCGAGUACCCGUUCGUACUCUCGGCCAACCUGCACGGCGGCUCGGUGGUGGCCAACUACCCGUGGGAUUCGGACCGCACGCGCACCACCGGCAUUUACGCCGCCUGCCCCGACGACAGUGUCUUCAGGAAGCUGGCCAAGGCGUACAGCUUCUCGCACCUGACGAUGCACGAGGGGAAGGGUUGCGGCAAGAUCGAUCUCAACGGCUUCAAGGACGGUAUCACCAACGGCAACCAGUGGUACUCGCUGACCGGCGGCAUGCAGGAUUGGAACUAUAUCAACACCAACUGCAUGGAGCUGACGCUGGAAAUUAGCUGCGUCAAGUACCCCUUCGCCAAGGAGCUGCCGCGCUACUGGAACGAGAACAAGAAAGCUCUGCUCUUCUUCAUAGAACAGGCCCUGACCGGUGUGAGCGGUUUCGUGACGGACGCCAACAACAACGGUCUGUCAAACGUCACUGUAUCGGUGGAAAACAUCAACAAGGACGUGAUAACGGCGGCCUUCGGCGACUUCUGGCGUCUGCUGGUGCCCGGCCGGCACACGCUCGUUUUCCACGCUCCCGGGUACCGGGUGGAGCGGCGCGAGGUGGACGUGCCGUACCUGUGGGCGAGCCAGGUGAACGUGACCCUGACACCGGACGACUCGGAGCAGUGGGCGACGCAGCACGACCUCGGCCUGCUGGAGAACCUCAUAUCGGACGGCUACUGCAGCAUGGUGCAGCUGAAGAAACAGCUGGCCGAGAUGGAGAACCGCUACCCGCAGUCGCACGAGGUCAUCGUCAACACCACUCCGUGGAGCUCCGUCAUGCCGGCCGUCAAGAUCGUGGCCGAGGGUCCGCUGUCCGAGUCGGAGCGGGUAACAGUGGCGCUGGUGGGCGGCGUGGACGGCCGCCAGCCGGCCGGCGGCGAGCUGCUGCUGCGACUGGCCCGUCACCUGGGCGCAGCCCUGCUCAGCCCCGGCGCCGGCCAGCUGGGCGACGCGCUCCGCGGACUCGUCGUCUACAUCGUGCCCCGCGUGGAAAGGGACGGCUUUGACGUCCACCAGGAGGGCAACUGCUCGCUGUCAACUGGGGCGGCGGGCACCGGCACUGCCGCGCUGCCCAACCAGCUGCACACGAUGGUGGCGCAGGUGCGCGCCGACGUGGUGCUCAGUCUGGAGGGGGGCGGCCAGUUCGUGCGGUACGCGCCCAACACGGCCGCCGACUUCGCCGGCUCGGCGCUGCAGCAGCAGACGCUGGAGACGCUGGCCGGCGCCUACAUGGCCCAGCACCCGGGCAUGAAGCGGAUGUCCUGCGGCGACCAGCAGGCCACCGGCAUGAUGCAGGGCCGCGACGUGCCCGGCAGGACCUUCUCCAACCUGCAGGAGCAGCUGCUGCAGGAGUUCGGCACGCUGAUGGUCUCGGCCCACGUCAGCUGCUGCGAUUUCCCGCGCCACUACCAGCUGCCGCAGCUGUGGCGCGACAACCUGGCGCCGCUGCUGGCCUUCCUGCGCGCCGCGCACCAGGGCAUCUCGGGUCACGUGCGGGACGCUGCCGGCGCGCCGCUGCCGGCGGCGGCGGUGCACCUCUCGGGUCCGUACGGCGACGGGCUCCUGAACCUGACCGGCGCCGGGCACUUCUCGGCGUUGCUGCCAGAGGGCACAUACACCAUCAACGUGACGCUGGACGGCUUCCAGGCGCGCUCGGAGCGCGUGCAUGUCGGCCUGAACUCGCACGCCGACGCCAGCAUGGUGCUGGAGAGCGCCAACCAGUCGGCUCAUCUCAGCUACCACCCGGGCACCGGCGCCGCCGAGCUGCUGAACGGGCUGGCGCAACACUACACCGAGAUCAGCCGCUACUACAGCAUCGGCGGCGCAGGCGUGGACAUCCCCUGCCUGGAAAUGACGGCCGGCAUUCACGAGAAGGGCGGCGCGCUGACCAAGCCGAGCGUGCUGCUCCUGGGCACCGUACGCGCCCACGAGCUGGUGUCGCGCGAGCUGCUGCUCCAGCUGGCGACACACCUGGCCAGCCGGUACGCCUCCGACAGCGAGGUGGCCCGCCUGCUGGACCAGUAUCGCGUGCUGGUGGUGCCGGCGCUCGAUGGCUUGCACCGCUCCCAAACGCCCUCCUGUAACAACACGGGCCCGGAGCGUGACCUGGACACCAGCUUCAGCAGUGACGUCACCCCAGCGGCCGCGGCGCGGAGCGAGCUGCCGGCCGAGACCCGGGCGCUGAUCAGCUGGCUGGCCGAGCGGCGGCCCGUGCGCACGCUGGUGGUGCGCGCCGGCGCCGAGGCCGUCACGUUCCCGUACACGGCGCCGCGCCGCCACCUCCAGCCGCACUCGGCGCUCGCCACUGGUGACGAACAGACGUUCCGCUCGCUGGCGGCUGAGUACGUGCGCACCGAGGUCGGCGUCGUCAACAGCACGGGCCGCUGCGACGGCAGCGCGCUGCCCGGCGGGCUCGGCCACCAGGCCGACGUCCACCCACACUCCGGCAGUCUGGUGGACUACCUGUACGACGCAAACCUGACGCUGGCGCUGUCGGCGUUCGUGUCGUGCUGCCCGGGCCCGGACGUGGCCCAGCUGUCGGCGCUCUGGCGGCGCCACCGGCCAGCUAUGCUGGGCUUCAUCGCCCAGCAGCAGGGCAUACAGGGCUUCGUGACGGACCAGCAGAACGCGCCGCUGGCGGGCGCCGUGCUCACGGUGAACGGCUCCACCUUCACCACCCGCACCGGCAGCGACGGCCAGUUCUGGCGGCCGCUCACGCCCGGCGUGGUGACGGUGCAUGUGUCGGCGCCGGCCCACCUGGCCGUCGAGAAGCUGGUGUCGGUGUUCGCCGGCCGGCCGACGCACCUGCAGGUGGCGCUGCAGCGGGACCGGCUGGUGGCCGGCAUGCCCCGGAUGGUACUCGUCAUCCUGCUCGGCUCGCUGGGCCUGGUGGCGGUGAUCGUCUGCAUGCUCUGCGUGACCCUGUGCACCAGCCGCUCUGGCCGCAAGCGCCGGGGACGCGACAACAUGCGCAGCGUCUACGGCUUCCACCAGCUGAAGCAGCAGGCCAGCAAGACGCUGAACAUGUACGAGGACGACUCGGACGAGGAAACGCUGGGCCAGUUCCAUGACGUACCGCUCACCAAGACCAAAGCCGCGGGCGGCGCUGCCCGGCCGCUGCGGCCGUUCCACGACCUUCCGUCGUCCGACAGUAGCUCCGAGGAGGAGGUGUUCAUUCCGGGCGGACGCAGCUUGCUGCGGAGGUAGGCCGCCAACAGUCGUCACCGGCCACGCGCACGUGGAGACGCCUGCCGCGGAGGUAGGCCGCCUACAGCCGUCGCCGGCCUCUCCUCGCACGUGGAGACGCCUGCUGCGGAGGUAGGCCGCCGACAGCCGUCGCCGGCCACUUCUCGCACGUGGAGACGCGGACGCAGCCGCCCCCUCGCUCCGGCUCUCCGGCCGGAUGUUCUGUGACGAACCGGCAGGCCGCCGGGGAUACUGCCUGGCGGGGGUGGCCCGGACCGCGCCCCUCGUGCGGAACUGCCCCCGAUGUUGACCCGAGGACGCUGCGCCGUGGCGGUACUGCCGACCGCGCCCCCCGUGCGGAGCUGCUCCCGUUGUUGACUCGUGGAUUCUGCGCCGUGGCGGUACUGCCGACCGCGCCCCUCAAGCGGAGCUGAUCCCGUUGUUGACUCGAGGCCGCUGCGCCGUGGCGGUUCUGCCGACCGCGCCCCUCGUGCGGAGCUGCUUCCGUUGUUGUCUCGAUGACUCUGCGACAGUGUCAUAGUUCCGGCUACGCCCUACGUACGGCGCUGCCGCUGGUGAUGACGGCCGGGCUUGGCGCGGUGGCAGCGCAGGUAUUCCCGGCUGCGUCCCUCGUGUGGAGCUGCUGCCGAUGGUGGUCUGGUCCUCAGGCACUGUGCGGCGCAGGGCGGCUGGGACGCCGUCUCUUGUAGUGGGCUGUCGUCCAGCCCCAUGAGCUGCGCACAAUGGUAACGGGGCUGAAUUGUAUAAUUCAAGCCGACGGCUUGGAUCUUUUACGCUUUUACGCGGGGUGAUGUGCACUGGAGUGGGCUGUUGUAGUCUGUCACUAGAGUCUAACUUGUGUGAAGAAAUGGAGCAAUACAAUUUACACAAAAGUG
Pollicipes pollicipes is the source of this 6400-nucleotide messenger RNA. RefSeq names its product carboxypeptidase D. Gene Ontology annotation, molecular function: zinc ion binding; metallocarboxypeptidase activity. Bases 327 to 5525 code for a protein of 1732 amino acids. NCBI's taxonomy places the organism in Eukaryota, Metazoa, Arthropoda, Thecostraca, Pollicipedomorpha, Pollicipedidae. Gene Ontology annotation, biological process: protein processing; peptide metabolic process. The transcript has 27 exons. The record is from RefSeq and is a predicted model, not a curated record.